Ustilago hordei is the source of this 1047-nucleotide messenger RNA. RefSeq lists its product as uncharacterized. Bases 1 to 1047 code for a protein of 348 amino acids. The record is from RefSeq and is a predicted model, not a curated record. The transcript has a single exon. Gene Ontology annotation, molecular function: protein dimerization activity; DNA-binding transcription factor activity. Lineage: Eukaryota; Fungi; Basidiomycota; Ustilaginomycetes; Ustilaginales; Ustilaginaceae. Gene Ontology annotation, cellular component: RNA polymerase II transcription regulator complex. Gene Ontology annotation, biological process: positive regulation of transcription by RNA polymerase II.
AUGGCGGCCAACCAUUACCCUAGUUCGCGUCAGCACCCACACCUUCCUGCCCACCUCAACCCUCUCCCACCACUCGAGCCCUCUGCCGAGCGUCAUCACGGUUACAACCACUACAACCCUGCUCGUCGAGGCUCCACCGAUCCCAUCCUUCACGCUUCCCUUGCAGCAUCCGCCAGUGCCAACGCUGCCUUCUCACACGCUCACCAUGGUGCCAGCUCUGCCUCUUCUUUAGCCAGUCCAAGUCUCUUUGAUGCGCCACGACGUCGCAGUAUUCAGAUCGAGCCAACUGUGCCCUCUAGUCAUGCCAGCCCAUUCGCAAGCCCAGGUCACUCUGGCCUCCACUCGUCUCGUUUCAUGAGCCAGAACAACAGCCCAACUCCUCUCGUCCAAUCCCACAGUGCCGACGACCAUCACCCAUCAAGUUCAAGUUCCAGCUGCAACCUUGCUCCUCAUCCCACCCACGACGCUCCCGAUGCACCACGUCAUGGUCAAAUCCAACCUAACUACCAGUUCGGCUACCCACCAACCCCCAACCCCGAAUAUCGCCUAGACGAAAAACAAGCCCAUCCCCGCAUACCCCAUCUCUCUGCCCCUGACGGUCAAGGUGGAGGAGCUUUGGUAGAAGCAGGUGCAAUCAUGUCGGAAUCUCGACGCGGCUCUACCUCUAGUCUCAAGCAUUUGAUGGCUGAUAAAGAUUCAAAACCGUACAGUCGUUCGCCUGAACUUCGAGUCAGUCAUAAGUUGGCCGAAAGAAAGAGGAGAAAGGAGAUGAAAGAGUUGUUCGAUGAUUUAAGGGAUCAGUUGCCCGUCGAUAAGGGUCCCAAGACAAGCAAGUGGGAAAUCCUGAGGAAGGCAGUCGAACACAUUGCCCACUUGGCACAGGAGAAGGAUGAUCUAGCGGCGGAAGUCGAUAGAUUGAGAGCCCAAUUGGCACAUAGAGCAGGUGGUGAGCCGGCCAAGGGAGGUCAUCUCAAUGGCCAUGCCAGGGAUUCCAGGGAUUCCAGGGAUUCGAGGGAUUCGAGGGAUUAUGAAGGUCAUAUGUCCUGA